AUGUUGUCCAAGCUGCUGCUGGCCAUCGCUUCAGCUGCCACCUUGGUGAGCAGUCAAACGAUCGAUCCAAGCUCAGUGCCGCUGUCUACUCGCCAGGUUUGGUGCAACUCCCAAAAGUCUUCAUGUCCUCUUAUCUGCCUCCAAUUCUCCUCCGGGGUCCCCAUCGCGAACAACUGCACAGCUGAAACCCUGACCUACAGCUGUAUCUGCAGCAACAACGUUUCCCCUAAUGCCUCCGAGUACUCUCAGACCCUGCCCUACUACAUCUGCACUGAGGCUGGCACCCAGUGUGUCAAUGCCUGCGAUAACUCGGCCUGCCAGUCUGCCUGUCGCAGCGAUCAUCCUUGUGGAGCCCAGGACCCUCCCCGCGUGAACGUCUCCACCACCACCACCACCAGCUCUGCCGCCGCCACCAGCACAACUCCCGGCAAUAUUCUCACAACCGGUGAGGCAACGGGCGGAGCACCGCGGCCAUACUCGGUCGAAAGGGGCCAUGUGUAUGGGCUCUGUGUUCUGGUCGGUGGGCUCGUGACUGGGUUCGCAGUUUUGCUGUAA
This is a messenger RNA of Penicillium macrosclerotiorum, 555 nucleotides long. RefSeq lists its product as uncharacterized. Bases 1 to 555 code for a protein of 184 amino acids. The record is from RefSeq and is a predicted model, not a curated record. Lineage: Eukaryota; Fungi; Ascomycota; Eurotiomycetes; Eurotiales; Aspergillaceae. The transcript is spliced from 3 exons.